AUGAUUAAAAAUUGGCUGAAAUGGCGAAAAACAAAGAAAGUAGCAGCGGAAGACGAAACAUAUGCAAUCUCCCAAAAGGAUACCCAACGUGAUCAUCAUGUCAACGCCACAGCAGCCUAUCAUACAGCUACUCGACCGAGGGUACAUCGUGGCCCACGCUCAUGUCCCGGUGAUUUAAGCAUUAAUCACUGUGAUGCCUACAGUCGUGUUCUCGAUCGUUCAUUGUAUCCGGAUAUAAUUAUUCCUGGUGAAAUGAUUCAUCGACGUCGUCGACAGCAGCAACGCUUCCGGCGUGUUAAUGCAUCCACAUCAGAGUAUGGUAGUGGUGAUCCAUCACCAACAACUUUGCAUAGUACAUAUAAUCGUAAUUUGGAUGAUUCAGAUUCAGGUUCAGAUUCUUGGACUACGGAAUAUGAACGAGCACAACAUAUUAGGGAAUUAGAGUAUGGACUUCGAGAACAGAAAAAGAAGCUAAAAGACUACAAAGGAAGAUUAAGAGCUGAAAGAGAUUUAAGGAUUGUUAAUGAAAGAACUAUGAUGGAAGAAGUAGAAAAAUAUAAAUGUGAAUUAAAGAGGGAACAGCGAGAAAGAAAAGCAACCGAACAACGAUAUAUCGAUAUUAUUGCCUACAUGAAAACUAAACUAUCGCUUCUGGAACAACAGCAAUCGAUAGGACAGCGAUGUCUACCGCCAGCACUACCACCUAUUAGUGAUUCAGCCAUCAAUUUACAAAGUGGUGCAACGCAGCUCGGUGGUACCAGUGAAUUGCUGUAUCCUUUAAACAUGAAUAAUCCAUCAUCAAUUUUACGGAGAAUCAGUUUUGAACACGAGUUAGAUGAAACGAAAAAUUUCCGAGCUGAAGAGAUAUAUGGUGAUUUAGAAACUGCUCGAAGUAGUGAAAAUACUACAACAACAGGUACAGAGCAGUCUGAUCGAAAUCGCCGAUCGACAACACUACUAAAAGAAAAUGACUCCGAUAAUGAUGAUAAUGGCUAUGUGACCACAUUUGAAUAUCCUGCAAAAAGUACAGAAAAAAACGAAGAUACGCGUGGAACCAAUGGUCUACUACGUACCUCACUAUGA
Messenger RNA from Brugia malayi, 1083 nucleotides. RefSeq lists its product as uncharacterized. The transcript is spliced from 5 exons. NCBI's taxonomy places the organism in Eukaryota, Metazoa, Nematoda, Chromadorea, Rhabditida, Onchocercidae. Bases 1 to 1083 code for a protein of 360 amino acids. The record is from RefSeq and is a predicted model, not a curated record.